Molecule: messenger RNA, 701 nt
Organism: Brassica oleracea var. oleracea
Lineage: Eukaryota; Viridiplantae; Streptophyta; Magnoliopsida; Brassicales; Brassicaceae
Product: multiprotein-bridging factor 1b-like
Exons: 4
Coding region: 66-494 (142 amino acids)
Cellular component (GO): nucleus
Molecular function (GO): DNA binding
Source: RefSeq, a predicted model, not a curated record
UGUAGAUAUAAAAACGCAAAACGAUAAAGGCGGUUGAAGAAGACAACACAAUCUCAAGAGAAGCCAUGGCAGGAGUAGGACCUAUGACUCAGGACUGGGAGCCCGUGGUGAUCCGUAAGAAAGCUCCCAACUCUGCCGCUAAGCGCGACGAGAAGACUGUCAACGCCGCUCGAAGAAGCGGCGCCGAUAUUGAAUCCGUCAGAAAAUACAAUGCUGGAACCAACAAGGCGGCUUCAAGCGGCACCUCCUUGAACACGAAGAGGCUUGAUGAUGACACUGAGAACUUAGCUCAUGAACGUGUGCCUACUGAGUUGAAGAAAGCCAUCAUGCAAGCCCGAUGCGAGAAGAAGCUGACCCAGUCCCAACUUGCUCAACUGAUCAACGAGAAGCCGCAAGUGAUCCAAGAAUACGAGUCGGGGAAAGCCAUACCGAACCAGCAGAUCCUUUCUAAGCUGGAGAGGGCACUUGGAGCUAAACUCCGUGGGAAGAAGUAAUAACAAAAGCUCUUUAAAGGUAGAAAAGAAAAGUUAAUCGUGGUUCUCUCUCCAGUUCAUAUGGCUGAAGAAACUUUCUUUAUAUGCCUGCUUUUAAUGCUUAGUAGAGCUCUCUGCAAGUGAUCUUUUAUGGUGUAAGAACGAAACAAAUGCUGUUUGGAACCUUUUGUCAGUAUAAAUAAAAUCCCUUGUGCUCUCUUUGUAUCA